UGUUUUAUUAUGGCAUCCUCACAGUGUCUGAUCCUGGAGAUUAAAGUGAAUAUUUCCAUUACAAAAGCGCUUAAAAACUCGUUUUCAAGAGCCCCGGUGGCAUUUCUAUCAGAUCAAAGAGUGGUCGAAAAAGAGAAUGAGAGAGAAGAAGGACGCCUCCCGCUGGUAAUUUUAAUUUUGUGGUUCCUAUGGUGAAGAAGACGACUCGUUUUGUUGGUUUCCUAGACCUACUAUAAGUAUAAAUACAGCAAACCAAGAAACUCAAUUAAAUUGUGAACUACAGAAGUGCAGGUUAUACAAAAAGGAACUAGUGGAAUAACGACAAGGGCAGAAAUUCAAUCGCCGCACAACAGUGAAUAGCGGACCUUAGGCGAGAAAGAAAGAUACGUUCGGAACUGGUCCAAAGCCUUGCAAAGCUUCUAAACGUAAGCGCAAUUCAGAACGAACACGUCGAAAGAAACGGAGUUCUCAUGCAGUAGAAGUUGAUCAUCGCCCUACAAUAAAUAGCUUAUCUAAAGCACAAAAGCAAGAUGAGCUCGGAUGUCAUUCAAAACAUGACAAAACGACUAAAUUCGGGUGCAAUUCAGAACAAGUCUUCCGAAGGCAACGGACUUCAAAUCGACAGAGUGCUCGAGGCGAUUUUGCUCUCUUUUUUGGCUCUCUUCGCUAUCGUGGGAAAUGGCCUUCUCAUGUACGUCAUAUACUCAAAUCACAAUCUUCGAACUCUUCGGAAUGCUUUUGUAGCAAGUCUUGCGGCUGCCGAUCUCAUGUUAGCUUGUACAGACAUUAUUUACCAAGCUGUGGAAAAGGUCAUAAUCGACUUUAAGCCUAUCCACCCAUCGGUUUGUUACAUUAUCUUGCUUAGCGGAGUAUUGUUCGGUUCUGCUUCUGUGUUUAACCUCACCGCCAUGACUUUGGUCCGUUACGUAAACAUUCGCUACCCUCUUCAUUUUAACCGUUACCUAACUGUCCAUCGCUCUACUACCAUUGUACUGAUGACUUGGCUAAUUGCGCUUUGUCUCGCGUUCCCGCCACUCAUUUGGCGUCCGGAAGGCGUCGUGUGUUCGACAACGAAGCCUUCCGACGAGCACAUCUUAAACGAAGCCAUAUACAUGAGUGCCGAGUGGUUAAUUUGGUUCAUUAUCCCAGCGAUACUCAUAACGUUUUCAUAUUAUCGCAUAUACAUGAUCGCAAGAACUCAAGCCAGGCAGAUAGCUGCACUAGAAGUGACUGCAGUCAGUGAAACAAAUUCUAAGAAUUCUUUCCCUGUAAGAGGACGAGCGUCGUCUUUGAGAGAAAAGAAAGCGGGGCGAAUGGUGGCCAUUUUGGUUGGAUUUUGGGUUCUUUGCUGGCUUCCGUUCUUCACAGUGCUCACCAUAAGUAAGUUCAAGUCUCAAGUGCCAGGCUUUCUCAUGCGUUUGUUUCUGUGUCUUAUGUUUGCAAACUCAGCAAUUAACCCUAUUGUAUUAACGUGGUAUAACCGUGAACUUAAAGAAGCGAUUAAGAAGUUGUUCUGUCGAGAAAAACAGAGUAACCAGUCGUUAUCCAUGGCAGAAACACGGUCAAACUUGAGAGGAUCAACUUCUAAAACAGCAUUUUAAACAUGGCAUACAAACUCAUAAAUAAGACUGAUCAAGGGCGCUGGCUGGUGUUUCUCUCAGAAUGUUUUAAACACCUACUGAGAAGGGAGGACAAAAUGUAAGAGCAUGCCGUGUCAAAAAAAAAUAUUAUUACUCGCAAGAAAUAGCUCUGGAUGGUACUUUAAACGAGUGAGUUUUUACCCCUUAAAAUCCAUUCAAAUAAGCCGCAAUCUUUGAUUCUUUAUUACGUACAGAAAAUAAAUCUAAUCAAAUUUUAUGAUUACUGAAUCGUUAUAAACUCAAGGUUAAUAUCAUAUGGGAUCUCAAACUCACAGCAGAAGAAAUCACCUUGUGGCAAAGACAAUAACUCUUUACAUGACAUCAAAUACAAAAUAUCAGACGGACCUAGUCUCGUACAUAUCGAAAUCUUUCACGGCCAAGCGGUUGCAAGAUCCUACACUGUGGAUCUGGGUACGAGAUUAAGACGGACCAAAGACAACCACUACUCUGACGUAGACCAUUUUAACUCAAUUAAGGCAAUAAAAGAAUGUAAGGCUUUCUUUGCCGAUCUUGAUUUUCGUUGAAUAAACAAAAGGAUUGUUU
This is a messenger RNA of Pocillopora damicornis (cauliflower coral), 2183 nucleotides long. Its product is annotated as alpha-1B adrenergic receptor. NCBI's taxonomy places the organism in Eukaryota, Metazoa, Cnidaria, Anthozoa, Scleractinia, Pocilloporidae. The record is from RefSeq and is a predicted model, not a curated record. Gene Ontology annotation, cellular component: plasma membrane; dendrite. Gene Ontology annotation, biological process: chemical synaptic transmission; G protein-coupled receptor signaling pathway, coupled to cyclic nucleotide second messenger. Gene Ontology annotation, molecular function: G protein-coupled serotonin receptor activity; neurotransmitter receptor activity.